AGGUAUAAAAGCGGCACGGAUCCGGCCUGUUGCGCAUCAUUUGAACUUGUGGGAUUCUUGAAUAGGGGAUUGCCGAUCGCUCCUGCUCAGACAUGCACGCCCUGGUGAAAGCAGUUCUUCUGUGUGCGACAUUUAGCCUUUGCCUGGGUGGUACACCACGCCUUGGUAGCAGAGCCUUAGUACUGUUCAAGAACCUCCCUAACCAGAAGCAGCCACAACCUAACCACCAGCAGCAGCAAGCUCCAGCCAAUGGUUACGGACACGCCAUGAUCCCUCCCGUAUAUCCGAUGAGUCCCAUGUUCCCAAGGGGCCCGGUAUUUCCUCAUCCGCCUCCUUUCAUGCAGCAUGUGCAUCCGUUCUUGCCUUACGGACCACACAUGCAGUCGAUUCAGCCCAUCCAGAUGUUCCCAAUCCAUGGGCCGGGCAUGAUACAGGCACCCAUGCCACUGCCACCGCCCAUCCACCCCUUGGUCACUCCCAUCCAGAUCCACAGCCUAGCAGGCAGUACGGGCGGAAAUGUGGCGGCAGGACUAGCGGCGACUCUCCCCACCAGCUUGGCGAGUGCAAUCGCCGGAGGAGGCACCAUUUCAGCUGGCCCCACAUACCUGAUCCAAGAGCUGAGACACCACAACACGCCAUCCAGCAGCACUAAGACCCAGACGAACCACAACUCAGGAAGCAGCAAUCUGAACACGCAAUCACCGGAAAAAAUUCUCUUCCUCAAGGAUCUUAAGGCGUUCAGUGCACCACUUCCGGCGGCGAAAAACAAGAAACUUAUGCUGCCGACUCCGCAGGAUUCGUUCAAGAAUUUUGGCCCCGAGAUCUUACCACCCAUAGUGCUCAACGCCAAUACACUCGCCCAGCUUGGUUUGGGUGGUCUGUCGGGCCCAGUCACCGGUGGCCUCUUGCAAGACGGGGGGCCAGACGGUCUACAUCUCAAGGGAGGGAACGCCAUCUGGUGAUGGCGUCAGAUGGACGUAACAGCGCGUGGAUUUCGUCGAUCUGCAAGUAUGUGUGUCUAGUCUCGUCCAGGUCACGUCCCAGAAAUGUGUUGGUAUUUAUGGCACUUCCUCUAGUGUCCUUUUUGCAGUGGCAAGUUAAAAUUGGGGUAAGCUCACACAGGGUUAUCCGUGUGUUACUAUUGGGCAACAGCUGCGGAAUAAUUUAAGAAUGGUUUGUCUCCACAGUCGUUGUCGUUGUGUAAAGUGAAGACGUACUGUGUGAGACAAGGUGUGAACUAUCUCGUUACUGCAAAAAUAACUUGACACUUUAAUGUGCUGUCUUACGUGUUUACUUGACCAAACAUUCUGCUUCGCUUGGUCUUCUCGUCUACAUCGCUUAGUCGUGUGGGGCAGGUUAUCGUCAUUUCAAGAAAGAUGUGUUACUUAUACCAAAAAAAUCACAAAAAUUUCGCCUGCAACAUUUUAACACUGUUUAGAGACCGAAAGGCUUAGUGUACAUAAAAGUAAUUUUUCUCAUUUUCAUUCUGUUUUAGUUUGAAGAGCUGGACUCAAUCUAAUGAGUAUUUUUUACACUUAGCGUUGAGGUCCUUUGACUCCUAUUGAAGGACUACGUUGUAACAGGGUGUAUAUACUGAUAUUCUGUAAAUAAAGAAUGAUUUUUUUCAAUAAA
Dermacentor andersoni is the source of this 1632-nucleotide messenger RNA. RefSeq lists its product as uncharacterized. The record is from RefSeq and is a predicted model, not a curated record. Lineage: Eukaryota; Metazoa; Arthropoda; Arachnida; Ixodida; Ixodidae.